GGCUCCUCCCACCGGAAGCGACGCACACCGGAAGCGGCGGCGGCGGGAUGAAGCUCCUCACCCACAACCUGCUCUGCUCCAACGUGCGCGGGCUCCGGCCCGGCGGCGGCUUCCCCCUGCGGAUACAGGCCUCGGAUGUCUGCGUGCGGCCGGUACCGUUCAACGCCGCCUUCGUAGCCCGGUUGGUGCCGCGGCUGCGCUGGGGGGCGCUGCUGGAGGCGGCCGAGAGCUUGGGGCACCCCUCGAAUCUGCCCCCCGAGCCUACCCCGGACUACGAGGGAGAUGAAGCGUUCCUGCGGCGGGUGCACCAUGUGCUGCUGGAGGUGGAGGUACUGGAGGGGUUCCUGCAGUGCCCGGACUCGGGGCGCCAGUUCCCCAUCUCCCGUGGGAUCCCCAACAUGCUGCUGAGAGAGGAGGAGGCCUGAGGGGGGGGCGCGG
This is a messenger RNA of Neopsephotus bourkii (Bourke's parrot), 438 nucleotides long. It is a transcript of the gene TRMT112, whose product is annotated as tRNA methyltransferase activator subunit 11-2. Bases 48 to 425 code for a protein of 125 amino acids. The transcript has 5 exons. The record is from RefSeq and is a predicted model, not a curated record. Gene Ontology annotation, molecular function: protein heterodimerization activity. Gene Ontology annotation, biological process: peptidyl-glutamine methylation; tRNA methylation; rRNA (guanine-N7)-methylation. NCBI's taxonomy places the organism in Eukaryota, Metazoa, Chordata, Aves, Psittaciformes, Psittacidae.